CCCGUCCUGCCCGCAAGAAAUACAAGCCGCCCGGACGAGCCAUGGACGGUCCCUUGCUUUGCUGCGGCGGCGGAUUGCAAAGCCAUGCCUCGUAGCCGCUUCCCCAAAACGCAGCAAAAGUGCUCCGUACGACACAGAGAAUGUCCUGACAAAUGUGCAGGCUUCUCUUGACAUGAAGAACAUUUGCAAGACUCCAUGAACUCUUUAAUUCCAGUAUCGCAUCUGCAGUUUGAUAGAAAUGGCCCGGGAUGCCAGGUCUUCACGAUUAAUUAAAAAAGAGGAGAUAAGCAAAAAGAAACCAAGUCCUGUUAAAAAGAAAUCUUGCCAAGGAAUAAAAGAUGCCAAGAAAGAGUCCUCAAAGAAGGAGUGUCCUACGAGCUGUAGAAAGUUAAUAGAAGACCAGAACGAUGGCAAGAAAAAAUCCCAAAGACCUAAACCUCCAUUAAGUUCGCCAUGCCGAUUUCUCCGGAGCAGUGUAACCAAAGCCUUUUCUGGAACAUCUUGGAUGAACCUGGAAUUAACGGACAAUGUUCUCUUCCACAACCAGCCGCCUUUGAGCUACGGUGGGUUCUCCAUGACUCUCCGCAGGAAACCGUUUUCCCAUCGGCUGUUUCAAGCAUCGACAAUCACAAAAGCUAAGAAGAGCGGCCCGAGAAAAAGACAGAAAGCCAGAUCAGGAAUUUCCUCUGCACUAGAAAGGAAAGAAGUUGAACAGACGACAAGAGCUUUUGCACGAGAUUUAAACUUGAAUAGUGAAUUACCUUCUCCCAAAGGAGAUAAGGCCCCAUGUUCUCAGGAAGCAGGCUGGUCCUCUGUAGAUGAUAAUCAAGCCAAAAAGAGCGGGAUGAUGUACCCCUCCAAAAUUUCUGUUUCUAAUAACAGUGUGACGGAUACUUGCAAUUCAGGAGUACUAGAAGAACACAGAUGUGAAGAAUUCGUUUCCCGUGAGCAGGCCCUGGAAGAUUUGUUUACUAAUACCUCACAUGAAAUUUUGUCUGAGCCUCUUCUCCACCAAUUACACCUUGACUUUGACACUACUUUAAGGGUACGGGAAGAUGAAUUGGGGACAUCCGUAGAACCGUAUGCAAAGAGCAACCUGAAUUUACCUCCUGUCGCCCCGGAACAUUUCUGUUCGCAUUCCUUUUCCAUGUUGAGCCUUUCCUCAGAACAAGACCUGGCGUUGCAUAAGAAAAAUCCAGAGACUUCUCUGGAAUCUCAUUCCAAAACUGGACCCGAUACAAUGCUACGUCCCUGUGAAUCCGAGGCAGCCAUUUUGAUUACCUCUGAACUUAUCUCAAAAUUGCAUCUAGAUGAUCUGUCUGCGCCACUGGAAGCCCUGAACAAACCAGAUGCUGACCCUCCUAUUGCAGAAGAAAAGUAUUUGCAGUGCGCCUCUGGAUCGGAAGGUUGUUUAAAAGAACCAGAUGUUGUAGGAGACCCCCCUAUACCAGAGGACGUAGCGCUGGUGCCGACAAACCAAACCCUUGAUUCUUCUCCCUGCUGUAGCUGUGAGCCACCAAAUGAACAGUCAGUCUGCGAACAAAUUUCUAGCAUUUCUUUGAGUAAUUUCACCUUGGAUGACCUCGAACGGACUCUUGAACGGAUUGCUGCAGAAACAUUCACUUUAGAACCAGCCUCUGCACCCUUCCAUCUGGAAAGAAACACCACUAGCCCGGUCAGCAGGGAAGGGUCGAACGAAAGUUUCCCACAAUCCCCUAAUGCAAGGUUGCCCUUGGGUGCAGGAGAAGGGAAAGAGCCAAGGACGGUGCCAUCUAACAAGUCCAUUUCAAGGCAGUCAGAUCCCUCGUUACAGCUGGGAAGAGAUGGAAAAACCACAAACGGUCCUCAGGAUCCCAAGAAAUGUGACCUCAACGCAGGGGUGGCAUCCGAGCCUUUAUCUUUUGAAUCUCCAAUUGGCGGGUGCCUCGCCUCUUUGCAACCUGUGGUGGAAAAGAAAAAAAGAAGGCGUUGCGGAGUUUGUGAACCUUGUCUGCGGAAAACUAACUGUGAAGAGUGUAGCUGCUGUAGGAAACGCAAAACCAGCCACCGGAUAUGUAAAAAGAGAAAAUGUGAAGAACUGAAGAAGCCCCCAUUGUCCAUUCCAUCUUCAAAGCAGCCUGCAGAGGUGCUAACUGAAAACAAAAGGCCUCAGAGAAGGAAGCGAAGAGUUCCAAAGGGAGAUCUAAAAAGCAAAGUAGUAAAUGGCUGCAGAGCAGAGCUUGUGGAAUACGUUGCAUAUACCCAUGGUGAAAAAUACAAGUUGAAAGCAAACUACUCACUGCCCUGGGAAGAUGUGCAGACAAAUGAAAAAGGAAGUAUGGCCGGCUUAGAAACAGAGAAGUGGGUGCUGAAUGAAAAUCCAUCACUUAACAUCCAUGUGAAUGGAGAUCUGAUCUGUAACGCUGGAACCAGGGAUGAGAACUUAACACCUUUCGAAAAGGAUGCAAAACUGGUUUAUUCUUCCAGCAUAAUAGAUGAGGCCCCCAAGUUAUUUGCACAUACAGCUAGAAACGGCAUUAAAAUCUUACCGCAUUCACCAGCAGAAUGUGACACAUCAUUGAAAUCAGAUGUGAGCACAUUGAAAAAAGCAGAUGUGAACACUACUGCAAAGCUGGCCAACAGCUGCAAUCACAGUAACUCCAGUGCCUCCUGGAGCGAAGCGGCUCAGCUGAACAGCAUCUACCCUUUGGCAACUGGAACAUAUGGUGCUAUUCCAGAAAAGAAGGACUAUGUUGUAGGCGACCAGACGGAAAACCCAAACACCAUUCAGGAAGCCGAAAACUCACUAUUGCAAACCAUUUCACUUUUACAUUUGCAGGACAAGCCACCCUGUACUCCUGUGCUUGAAAGGGGUGCUUGUCUUGAUGAUGGUGCUUCAACUAUUCCUAGCAAGGAUUCCCAACCUGAAGAUUUGCAACUUCAGUCAACUUUUUUAUCUCUGAUUAAAAAUAGAAACUUAACCGUGGAACAGGUGGUAGCUAUUGAGGCAUUAACACGUUUGUCAGAGGUCCCUUUAGGCCAUUCUUCACCAGCUAAACCGGAAGGUUUAGAGCAGCAAACGUCGCAUUUGCUGAACAGUUGCAAAAAGGAUAACCCAUGUCCCUUAAAAUCAUCUGCACUGAAAGUAAUAAAAGGGACUUGCCCGCAAAAAGAUCAGCAGCUUUUUUCUCAUCCUGCAUCGCAGAGGAGAAUCCACCCUAAGAGCCUGUUUUACAAGGCUCAAGGUGCUAUUUCUGAGUUCCCCAGUAAAUCUCCAGGUCCAUCUAACUUACUGCGUAGGUUGCAUUGCACCUCAAACGACACCAGACCUUUUUCUGCUUUAGCGUCUGGUGGAAAUUCAGGUAUUGCUACCAAGAAAUGUCCUCUUCAUCAUAAAACUGCUCUCGGGCCAUGUUCCAAAAACUCAAGUACCGUCAGACAGUGGUGGAACAGGGGAGAGGCGUUCGGCAAAUGGGAAGGAAAGGCUGUCCACAACCUGAAUUUUAAAAGUGGUUCUGUAUUUAAGGGUGUUGUUCACAGCCAAGAUGAAGAAGAGGUAGCCACCCAGCUAACUCAACUUGCAGCAAUAAUUGAAUCGAGCAGAACAAGCCCCAAUCCGAAGACGACGACAACCCUUCUCGGUCGAUUACCACCUGAUAUGCAAUCAAAAAAUAAGCAGGAUCAGUGCCUAUUGCAGAAGAAACAAUCGGUAUUUGGGAGGAACAAUUACAGCUCCUCGUUAGUCAAGCAAAGGCAGCCACCUCGGAAGAAUGAGAAAUCGGUACCGAGGGCCAAAAGAUUGAAGAAAAAACCUCAAGUAGUACCAGACCAACCAAGUCAGCUACAGCAAGAAUGCCAGUAUAGUGAAGUGCAGGACAUACAGAAAAAACCUUCUAAACUGCGCAGGCUUGGGCGCAUCGCGUCCCAAGAGGCGAAGCUGUCAGCCUUGGGGAAAAAAUCUUCCAAAACCAAAGGACAGAAGGCACGGAAUCGGAGUGCUUUGUCAUCCCAGCAAAAACCAGCUGUAUUAUUUCUUCCCAAAACUCAGAUAAUAUUCCAUCGGCCUUUACCGGCUUCAAUACAAGGCAAGAUAAGAAGCAAGCCAUUAGGCUGUGAAAUGGUGCCAGAGCCGCUCAAAACAACCGGCUUUAGUGAUGCACAAGGCGCCAGCAGCCAGAGUGGGGCCACAGGGGCUCUUCAAGAUGGAGCCCCGCUUUCUAGUAAUCAGCUGACUGUUCCUCAGUUAAAAACAGACUUUUGCAUAAAACAAGGAAGUGAAAACGGGCAGAUGUUUACAGAAGAAGGCAAGAAUUCUCAGGUACAACAAACCAUGAAUAUCCCUCAGCUGCGUCCUUUCCCUCAGAUCUUCAGUCAGAGAGCUGGCGACAUCUGCGAGGAAAGCCAAGCUAAACCACAGGACACUGUGGAACAAAAGGAUCAAAAUCUGCAACUGAUCCCCCGUAACGGUGAUGAUGGCUUGCCAGGGGAUACCAUGCACACUCUUAGAAAUGUGGAGCAUGUAAGUGAAGCUACAUUUCCAACAUUAAGAACUUUAGAGACUGAAAAGCAACAGGGUACUGGGAACUUAAGAUGUUCUCCAACCAAGAAUACACUCAGUAGUUUUCUUGAAUCUCCCAUGACAUUCUUAGAUACCCCUACAAAGAAUUUAAUUGAUACACCUUCAAAGAAAGGACAGAGUAAUUUUCCAACCUGUGACUGUGUGGAACAAAUUAUAGAGAAGGAUGAGGGCCCAUACUACACACACCUUGGAACGGGCCCAAAUAUUGCUGCAGUCAGAGAAAUAAUGGAGGACAGGUAUGGAGCAAAAGGAAGUGCUGUAAGAAUAGAGGUAGUGGUGUAUACAGGCAGAGAAGGAAAAAGUUCCCAGGGAUGUCCAAUUGCCAAGUGGGUGAUACGGAGGAGUAGCGAUGAAGAAAAAUUGCUAUGCUUAGUUCGUCAGCGUGCAGGACAUCACUGCCAAACUGCUGUGAUUGUGAUACUUAUUUUGGCUUGGGAAGGGAUUCCUCACCUUCUUGCUGACACAUUGUACAAGGAACUGACCCAGAGUCUCAGAAAAUAUGGCUGUCCAACUAGCCGUAGAUGUGCAUUAAAUGAAGACCGUACUUGUGCCUGUCAAGGUCUCGAUCCAGAGACAUGUGGGGCAUCCUUUUCAUUUGGCUGUUCUUGGAGCAUGUAUUACAAUGGCUGUAAGUUUGCCAGAAGCAAAAUCCCCAGAAAAUUUAGACUUCUCACAGAUGAUCACGCCCAAGAAGAAAAUCUGGAAAACAAUUUGCAGACUUUAGCUACUGAUGUGGCUCCAUUAUAUCAAAAACUUGCCCCUGAUGCUUUCCACAACCAGGUGGAGAAUGAGCAUCUAGGUCCUGACUGUCGUCUUGGGAGCAAGAAAGGACGGCCUUUCUCUGGUGUGACAGCUUGCAUUGAUUUCUGUGCCCAUGCACACAAGGACACUCACAACAUGCACAAUGGAAGUACUGUGGUUUGUACUUUAACAAAAGAAGACAACCGUACAGUAGGUGUGAUACCAAAUGAUGAGCAACUUCAUGUGUUGCCUCUUUACAAAAUAUCGCAAACAGAUGAAUUUGGCACAGAAGAGGGGCUGGAAGCCAAGAUUAAAACCGGGGCAAUCCAGGUGCUAACGGCUUUUCCCCGAGAAGUGAGGAUGUUAGCCGAGCCACGUAGGGCAACCAAGAAAAAACCAGAUGCAAAAAAGCAAAGCUUAGCUGAAAAAAAGCAUUCUGCGGCUGUAAGGGGAAAAAAUGGACUGCCAGAAAAUACCAAGAAAGCAUCACAAAGUUCAGGGGCCAAAAUGAAUAUAGUGCAACCUGAGACAAAAAUGGAGACAGAUGAAUACUUUCCUAGCAUAAAACCUAAUUUAGGCAUUACUACCGAUUGCUCUCCAUUGAAGCAACACGCUCCAUCCUCUCCUUUAAAACUGGAUAGUUUAUCCUCUUGCUCUCCAUUAAGUGGUGGUCUAAUGCCAGUAACUAAUAGCCAAGAAGAUGUUUCUACUCCCUACGGGUAUUUACAAUGCAGUAGUAAUAAACCUCACGUGACAUCCCAAGGUAAUAAUAACUUUGACAUGUCCGCUCGUGAUUAUACUGGAAUUGUGAUGGAUGAGAAGAGAAACGGUGAGCCUCUGCUUCUUCGAGACCUGACUAUGUCUGGGUCAGCAGUCAACAGAGAGAAUCUGCCCCUGACCGCUGAACACAAACUAGCUAACAAGCAAAAUUGUGAAGUUAACUUAAAGUCCUCUUGUGUGUCCCAGGUAGCUAGGUCUUGUGAGUCAGUGUUGCAACUGGGCGACCCAGAAGAUGUCUCUAGCGAUGGUUCCUCCCAAGAGCACCCAAUGCAAAAGAGUGGAUUACGGCAAAGCCCAAGUUGUGUAGAAAACGGGUCCAGUGGCCAGCUCUUAAAACACGCAGAUUCUGAAGAAAAAGCAGAAGAAAUGUGGUCUGACAGCGAGCAUAACUUUUUAGACAACGACAUUGGUGGGGUAGCUGUAGCACCAUCCCAUGGUUCCAUCUUAAUUGAAUGUGCACGGCGCGAACUUCAUGCCACCACGCCUCUUAAAAAGCCCAACCGGAAUCAUCCCACCCGGAUCUCUUUAGUCUUUUACCAACACAAAAACUUAAAUGAGCCAAAACAUGGGAUAGCCCUGUGGGAGGCCAAAAUGGCAGAGAGAGCAAAAGAGAAAGAAGCUAGAAAAUCGGGAACUGAAACCAACGGCCUGCCAGCCACUGACAAGAAUGCAAAUCAGACCAAUGCAACCCAAGAAAUUUUCUACAAAGAAAAUGAAUUCAACCAAAUUCCAUCUCGCAGAGCAUUAACAGUAACUCAUGAUAAUAUUCUAACGGUGUCUACUUAUGCCCUGACACGAGUUGCAGGGCCCUACAACCAUUGGGCAUAAGCUCUUAUAGCAACGACAUAACUUUUGCCUUGGAGCAGUGUUACACAAUCCUAAAGGUGCUGUUAAAGAACAAAGUCUCAUAUGGUUUACUCUUUGUUCAUCUCAACCAUUUUGAAGGCUGAGGUAAAAAUUAUUUUGUUUUUAAACUGUGACUUUAUAUAUUUUAACAUCUGGUGAUUCUCAAGUGUGUGUGUAUAUAUAUGUGCAUGUGUAAUUCACAUGCAUGCACGCCCGCGCACACACAUCUUUUAAGAAAAUUUGGCUAGGUUAUUAACUGAUUGAAUUACUUGGUUUAUUACCUUUUUGGAAUUUAUACUUUGGUGCUUUGAAACGUCUGUUUAUUAUAAAUGGGCUUUUCAUAAAGAUUUUAACUGAUUUCAUCUUUUAUUAUGUAAAAUCAAGUUAGACAGUAUUAGCUAUACACAGCUCUUGGUGCUUAAUCAUAUUGAACAGUUAAAAAUAAGCUGAUUUUAUUUCUUCAUGGUGCCAUUGCUCUUACAGCUUCCAAUCACUUGCUGUGAAUCCCAGCUUAAGGAAAAAGAACCAAUGAUGAUUUAUUUGUAUAUAGAUUUUUCUCAUGUAUGUAUAGUUUGUGUGUGCAUGUGUGUAUGAUCCACAUGCAUUCACAUGCAAACAAAUAUCACUAGUAAUGAUUGGAGGUUAUAAAUGUAAAUACAUAUAAAUAUAUAUAUUUAAAAGCACUUUCUAUUUUUAAAGUUAACUUGAAAUAGUAUAAGGAUCACAUUUGUCUAAGGUUUGCGCAUUCUCUACCAAGGAAUUUAUUUUUUCUUACUAUAUAAAGUUCCAUAUUGCUACAUCAAUUCAUAGAUAUUGAAAAUACUUGGGUUUUAGAUUCUUCCCUUCUCUUUUUUCCAUUGCUUUUGUUUCUAAAUAAAAAGGGUGAUAAAGUCCAGAAAAUUCAUUAUUUGCAAAUAUAAAUUAAGUCAUUUAUCUAUCCUUGUAUUUCUAGGAUCUUUUUAAAAAGAAGAGUUUAUAAUUUGAGCAAUAAGAGCAAAUGUUAUGGGGUAAUUCCAAGUUUUAUGGGACAAUACAAUCGGGCAUCAUCCAAGGGUAUAGUUCCAUACAUCUUGAAGUCACCCUAUUAGGAAAGAAUUUUUCUAGGGCUUCAAUGCAUAAAUUGCAAUGCCUUGUUAACAUGUUGGGUUUUAAGAGAUCUGCUCUAUCGGCAGUGUAGGAAUACAUCUGAAUUUAUUAUGAUCCAAAAUGUUCUUCAGUGGUGAGCUGCCCAUGAAUGGCCUGGUCUAGGCAGGUUUACUUGAAGCUCAAUCCCAUUGUGUUCAGUGGGCUUUCUGCCCGGUAAGUGGACAACUGAUUAUUACAUGCAGUUUUCUCCUCUCCUUCACCUCUGAAUAAGACAUACUGAGAUAUCCAAGUGAUUAAUUCCACAAAACAUGCAUAAUUCCCCAUCCCAUUUGCUAUCUCCAGCCAGGAAAUAAGGUCUGUAAUGGGCAGCGGUCUGUGUUGGAGACCCCAUCCAGAAUACAGUGUCUUGACUUCUUGGUGGCAAAAUAACCAUGUAACAACACGCCAUUUCCUCUUCGUAGCAUACUCUUUUCUGAAUGGUAACCCAUGCAGCAUUGCAGGCUCAAGAGAGUUUGCAAAUGUUUUCCAACCUGGGAACACUGUCCAGUGUUCCAGCUUGCACUUCAUGUGCCGGAGUUUGUCAGUGUGUCUUGUUUAGAGGCGGAGAAAACCGCAUGUAAUAAUUAUUGGAUUGCAUUGUUAGUGCAAUGGCUGGAUUGAUCAACUCAAGUUUUUGUUUCAGUCAAGAAUCAGGGAAGGCAACUGCCAAGCAAGGUACAGUCAGUCUAAAUGGGAAUUUGACUAAAGGGAUUGAGUUGUACAAGGCAGAGUUCCAUUUUGCAGACAGAACGUAACUAGAUUGAAGUUCCCAGUUCAGUACUUGAGGCAGAAUGAGGAAAGCUGCCAACUAGCAACAGAGAUAACCAUGGCUGGGGUUUCCCAACUUCUCGUUUCUUAGCACCUUUUAUUUGGAGCGACCACAUCCUUUGUUUCAACAGAAGCAGCAUUAAAUGGUCCAGUGCUCACAGAGCUUUUAAUAUUAAAUACUGAAAAUCUCAAACGUGAUACAACAGCAGCUGUGUGAUCAAAACCACUUUUGUCACUGCCGAUGAGAAGCAGAACUAUUAAAAUACAGCUCAGGACUUCGGGCAGCUAGAAUCAGGAGAAUUUGGUAUAUUUGGAAUGAAGAAAAGGGAAGAAGAAAUUAAGUAACAAGAUCAUAUUUUUAGACAACUGAAUGCCAGGGAUUUUAUCAGUCUUAAUUAAUUCCAUGCCAUGAUCUAAAUUAUAUAAUAAUAUUGAAGUUAAACCAGUGAGUUUGACCAGUCCCAAUUUGAGUAGGGCUGAGUGUGGAUGGGAACCAGACCUUGAUUCCAAAUAAUAAAUUAAUUAAAUCACCUAGCAUCCAUUUGUCCUAAUGACAGCAUCUUAAUUUUAAACAUUAUUGGACUAUCUCAGGCUUUUCUUUUUCUAUGGUGUGGUAAUUUGAAUUCGCCAGUUGCUAUCAUAUUAUGAGCCUUCGUGAGUGAACACACCCUGUAGUUUAUAUAAAAGAAUGAAGCUGUUUACUAAUAAUCCAAUUUAAUCAGGGCAGUCAUGAGGUUAAGUCUUGAUUUUACAUCUCUCUCUCUCCUCCUUCUCCUCCUCCAUGAUGUACAUAAGUGCCACCAGAAUAACCAGAAAUAAAAGAUUUGUGAUAACAUACUUGAUAAUAUCUUAUAGUGGUGCUGUAAUAAAUAAAUUUCUAGACCUGCUUUUUUAAUAAAAUCUAGACAUGGUGCUUUUAUUAUUAAAUGUCUACCCUUGUAUUUAAUCUGAAAAUAUAAUUCAGAAACGAAGAAAUAAUUGAUUUAUAUAGCUUGUCCCAGCUUUCUCCAAAGAAUUUGCUGAAUGGCGGUCUGUUGGAGUGGAAGUAAAAAACAUAUUAAAGGCCUAGGUUGGGGAAAACUGGUUUAUUCUUUGUCACCUAUGAUUCUGAAGUUCUGAAUGUGGAAUUUCUUCCAGUUACUCACAUAGUCCCAUUUGUGUAACAUUAGACAUUCACACUGGUCUAAGGCUUCAAAACAUCUACACUCCCACUGUAGACCUUCUCUACUUCAUCCAUGCAAACGGGCAGUUACUCAUAUUUUUAUCUAACAGUACAAAUACAUUUUUAGGCAAAGACAAAAACUGCAUGUUUGAAUGCUGCUUGAUGUCUGUCCCUUCUCCAUCUCUGAUUUAAUAGGUGAUAGAUGCCAUUAUUGGUGACGCUGAUCAUGUUAAAUGAUAUGUAUGUAUGUCAGGCAAGACUGGUGCUGGAUAUCUUUACGUUUCCUGGUGCAUUUCCACUUUUGACAGCUGAAUACACACACAGACAAAUUUCAGCUUGCAGAUGCUGUAUAUAUUAGAGAAAUUUUCCUAAGUUGCUGAGUAUUAAGAUUUAGAGAUGUUUAACUAAAAUAAGGAAUGUGCAAUCCAGCCAAUUUCCCUGAUUUUGGGGAGGGCUGAGAAAGUUCAACCUGUUAAUGAUCUAUAAUUUUACAAAGAGACCCAGAGUAUCAUCAAACAUGGCUUACAAACUUAAUUUUAGAUCAGAUCUUCAUACUUAGUCACAAUACCAUUAGCAAUCUUUAUGCAACAGCUUAUGGAAUGACCUGAGUCAUAACAUUUUAAGAAAAGUAUAUAAAGAGAAAAACAACCCAAUCUUUCUAUUUUUAAAACAAACUUUGUAAAAAAGAAAACACCCAUAUGCUGCAUUUUUCUUAGUUCAAAGAUUAUGAUUAGUUCAAAUAGAGACUAUGUAACAAUUGUAAAUAAUAAAAGUCAAUAUUAUAUCAUUUUCUACCAGCAGUUUUCUGCUUCUUGGAUAUAUACAUUAAUUGGUAUGGUAAUUUUGUGUGCCUUAGAUUUACAUUUUAAGAACUGUAUAUUUUUUGUGAACCUGAAAUUUAUUAAACAUAAUAGCUGUCAUUACAAAUAAGUAGGGUGAAAUCAUCCAGCAACUCAUCUGUACAGUUUUUUCCUAAUUUAAUCAUGCUUUCUAGUAAUUCUGAAAAGUGUGUGUGUGGGGGGAAAUCCUGGGGUAAUCCUUCACUGUGUAUGUGGAAAACAUCUACACUUCAUCCUAGUUUUGCUCAAUCCCUCUGUCAGUUAUAAUUUCUAGUUGUAUGCUUUUUAGUUUGCCAAUCUGUUUAUGCUUAUAAUAAGUCCCAUUGAACAUAAUGGGUUGAUUUAUGAAUGAAUGUAUGUAGGAUGGUAUUGUUACCACUUGACAUUUAUGGGGCAUACACUACUAAUAAACUGUUUAGGAUUAAAUUCUUUUUGAUUCCUUUUAGAUAGAUACUACAGCAGAAAAUUCAGAUUGUGGCUAUAGUAGAAAAAGUUGACUCAAAUUAUGAAAAUUUGGCAUUUCUAAGUAGAAGAUCUCUAAUUACUGUGCUUGAGUAGUUUAGUGUUUUCCCGUGUACCUUUAGAAAAUGUACUGCUAUAUUUGCUAGCAGAUAUCAGCUCUUAAACAACAAUGCUCAAUAGGGAAACCACAUAUGCCCACCUAAUCAGACAGCAAGGAAUAUAAUUUAUUACUUCGAAGUCCACUGAUGAGGUUCCAUAGGGCUUAUUUGCAUAGAAUGAAUUAAAGGUGGAAAUGCAUGAUUGUUUUUAACAGCUAAUAAAUUUUUCAUUAGCUAAAUCAAGUUACCCAAACAUUGAAAACAUACCACUGAAAUUAAGAAAUAUUAUUAAACUUUUGUCUGGGUUCAGCCAUAUAUUUUAACUAUCAUAAAUUUGUAAAAACAAUACAGCUUACAAAAUGAUGGUUGCAUCUAAAGAGUAAUGUUUCUCAUUGUAUUAUCUCACUUAAUUGCUGUUUUACAAGCCAACAUACAUCAAGCAUGCAUGCAGAGUGAGAAUAUACUGUAUAUACAGCUGUAAGUUAUUUAUUGUAGCAUUUCAAAUAUUUAUCAUAGACACUGAUGUACUUUGUGAAUUAGUUUGUAGCAACAAAGAUUUAUGACAACUACCUACUUUGUAAGAGCAAUUCCUUGGGCAGUUGCAAGCAGCAAAAUUUUCAGGCACCUGCAGUAGCCUGAAGACCUGUCUGGUCGAAGGUUCAAUGUGGCUGUCUGGAGUUGCCAGGAAAUAAAAUGCAUAGUUUUC
Messenger RNA from Ahaetulla prasina, 12085 nucleotides. It is a transcript of the gene TET1, whose product is annotated as tet methylcytosine dioxygenase 1. Bases 239 to 6907 code for a protein of 2222 amino acids. Gene Ontology annotation, biological process: positive regulation of transcription by RNA polymerase II; oxidative demethylation. The record is from RefSeq and is a predicted model, not a curated record. Gene Ontology annotation, molecular function: DNA binding; DNA 5-methylcytosine dioxygenase activity; zinc ion binding. The transcript has 12 exons. Gene Ontology annotation, cellular component: nucleus. Lineage: Eukaryota; Metazoa; Chordata; Lepidosauria; Squamata; Colubridae.